AUGUCGGCCGCCGUAAAACGGGCCUGCGAUGCCUGCCAUCGCAGGAAAGUCAAGUGCGACGGAAUCAACCCGUGUAGGAACUGCGCGACCGCUCAGCUCUCCUGCACUUACAAUGCCAUCCCACAGAAGAAGGGCCCCAAGGGCUCCCGCGCCAAGGUCAUCAGCGAGUUGAGGGAGACGCAACGCCAGACGAGUCUCGCUGCCCGUGUACAGAACCGCGUCGCUGGCCUCACGGCUGGUCCCUCUCAGAAUCCGACGACUGCCGGCCCUUCGCCCGGCAUGGUUACGGGAGAGCUCGUCAAGGAAUGCCUUGAGUUCUUCUUUUCCCACAUGUACUCCAACAUGCCAAUCCUCGUCCGCCAGGCGAUAGAACAGCAGUCCAUGUUCAUGGAACAGAACCGCGAUGUCUACUGCCUCGUCACCUCUCUUUGCGCCUUCGUCAUGCUUCAGCCCGGCAUGACUAUGCCUUCGAGCGACCCUUACAACCUCGACAUUAUGCCCGGCUCGAAUCUCAUCGCCAGCACACUUCUUCUGGAGGAGGCCAUGCGCGUGAGGAACGGCUACGAGUACCUCGACACUCCCACCCUCAACUCGAUUGCUACCAGCUACUUCAUCUUCGCCUGCUAUUACGGGGUCGAAUCCCAUGGCAAGGCCUGGUACUAUCUCCGUGAGGCCAGCACCAUGAUUCAUAUGCUCGAGAUGCACAAGGAGGACACGUACAGGCAGUGGGAUCCCGUCGAAUCCGCCCGCAGGAGGAGGCUCUACUGGCUCAUCUUCACCACCGAGAGGGCCUACGCUCUCCAGCGACAGCGACCCGUCACGCUGCAGGCUUCCAUCAACCUGCCGACCUUGGCCGAUGAUCCCACCGAUCCCUUGGCUCAGGACCUCCCCCCUUUCCUCGCCCUUGUCAAUGCCUUCCGCCUCUUCGACGACUCCCUUAUCUCGACUUGGAACAAGACCGCUGCGAACUUCACGUCCGCCUACACGACCAACCUGCAGAAGCAAUUGAACGACAUUAUGCCUAGCUAUCUUUGCCAGGAUUCCCAAUUCGGCGACAUGUCGACCAACCAGCAGUGGCUCAAGACGACCCACUGGCAGCUGUCCAGCCAGGGCGAGGACAACGGCAUGGGUUUCCAGUUCCCUGCCGAAGUUGCUCGUGAAAUGCUCGCCAGCUGGGCCUCUCAGUUCCCCGGCCAGGGCGUUCAGCUCAUGGGUACCGGCUUGAUCGAAAAGCUCUUCGAGAUUGCCAACGAUGCUGCCACCGCGCUUUCGCACAAGCCCAUGUCCCGCGAUAGAUUCACCGUCGGCCCUCGUGAACGCCUUAGCCAGAUGCUCAACAUCGUUGCGGUUCUGAGGAACGGAGACCAGCGAUUUAUUCCUCUUCUCUUCAACAAGAUCACCGAGGCGCUCCCUCGCCUCGUGACGCCCAUGCUGCAGAACGCUCCCGAGUGUGUCACUGCGAACCUUGCCAACAUUGACAUCUUCGAUGGCUUCGGCAACGCUGGUAUGGCCCAGCCUCCUUCUGGCCAGAUGGGUCUUAGCCUAGACACAGAGGAUCUCGGCAAGUUCGACGUCUCCGACUACGACCGCAAGUUUUCGCUCGCAUCGAUGGGCGGGGCCUCACCCGACUCCAACCUUGGUAGCAACGGCUCGGGCCCUAUGUCGAUGCCUCCGGGAACCUCCCCCGAUAUGUCCCAAAGCUUCACGGCGUCACCGCCCAUAAUGUCACCGGGCAUUGAUUUCUCUCAGAAUAUGAAUGACUUUUCAUUCCCCGACAUGAUGAUGCCAAGGUUGGGCGGACAAAAUACGCAGCCGCAGAUGAAUCACAAUCACCACCAGCAACAAUCACUUCCACACCAACACUGCGGAAUACCGACGUUACAGAGUCAGAACAUGAACCCACAACAAAUGCACACUCACAUGGGACCGAAUACGAUGGGCCAGCCACCACAGCAGAGUAUCGGCGUACUCAGUUCACAAGGCCAACCAAUGGGCAAUCCACCGCCGAGAAUGAUGAACCAAAAACCGGGCAUGCAAGGGCAGAUGUCGAUGAUGCAUGGCAUGAGCCCGACGGGGCGCAAACGCCUGGGAUACCGAGAACAGUUGGAGACUUUCAUGCAUUACAACGGUCAUUCCCCUAGCAAUGAAUGA
This is a messenger RNA of Scedosporium apiospermum, 2151 nucleotides long. RefSeq lists its product as uncharacterized. The record is from RefSeq and is a predicted model, not a curated record. NCBI's taxonomy places the organism in Eukaryota, Fungi, Ascomycota, Sordariomycetes, Microascales, Microascaceae. The coding region runs from base 1 to 2151 and encodes 716 amino acids. Gene Ontology annotation, biological process: regulation of DNA-templated transcription; DNA-templated transcription. The transcript is spliced from 4 exons. Gene Ontology annotation, molecular function: DNA-binding transcription factor activity, RNA polymerase II-specific; zinc ion binding; DNA binding.